AUGGCCACUGUAGGAACCAGCAGCAGUGACGACGCGAAGUCCCACGCCGCCGGCAGGACGGGCAGGCUCUUCGACGGCCUGUCGUUACCGGCGUCCGCGGAUUUCCACGUGCAUCUGCGCGACGGCGAGAUGAUGGCGGCGGUGGCGCCGACGAUUGUGCGGGGUGGUGUCGAUGUUGUGUUCGUUAUGCCCAACUUGGUACCGCCCAUUACAACGGUCGAACACGCAUUCGCCUAUCAGCAAGCCAUUGCGAAACACACCGAUGCGCAGACUCUCAUGUCUUUGUAUUUACACCCGUCCAUCACACCUGACACCAUCAAGCAAGCGAAAAAGUCUGGUGUCAUUUUUGGUGUCAAAUCGUAUCCGGCAGGCGUGACGACAAACUCGGCCUCCGGUGUGGUCAACUACGAACAGUUCUAUCCCGUCUUUCAAGCCAUGGAAGAAGAGGAUCUAGUGCUCAACCUCCACGGUGAAGCACCGCCAGCUGAUGACAUAACGGUUCUUAACGCCGAAGAAGCUUUCCUCCCGACUCUGUUCGAUCUGCACAAGCGAUUUCCUCGAUUACGAAUUGUUUUGGAACAUUGCACUACUGGAGCGGCUGUUGAGGCUGUGGCCAAAUGUGGACCGAAUGUCGUUGCGACCAUUACCCCCCACCACAUGUUUCUGAUCAUUGAUGAUGUUGUGGGCGACCCGAUCAACUUCUGCAAACCUGUUGCGAAACUUCCUGCUGACAGGCUGGCAUUGCUCAAAGCAGCCACAAGCGGUAAUCCCAAAUACUUCCUCGGUACAGACUCAGCCCCGCAUCUAUUGGGAGCCAAGAGGGGAGGUUUGGACAUGCAUCAAGUUGGCAAAUGCGCUGCAGGAGUAUUUACACAACCAUACGCGACACAGCUGGUACUGGAGGCUUUCGAAGCUGCCGUUGCCAAAGGAGUUGUCAAGCAGGAGCAGUUGAACCUAACCACCCUGGAAGGCUUUCUCGGCGACUUUGGCCGCAAGUUCUAUCGCGUUGAGCCUAGUGGAAGGAGAAUCAAGAUCUCUGCCAAAGGCGAACAAGUGGUUCCGAGCAUACAGGUUGGUGGAUCCAAUGCUAACAGCAGUGGUCAAGUGAUUAUCCCAUUCCGACAGAACAAUCCAAUUUACUCCUUGGAGUGGACAUCAUAG
Exophiala bonariae is the source of this 1161-nucleotide messenger RNA. RefSeq lists its product as uncharacterized. Gene Ontology annotation, molecular function: dihydroorotase activity. Bases 1 to 1161 code for a protein of 386 amino acids. Gene Ontology annotation, cellular component: cytoplasm. Lineage: Eukaryota; Fungi; Ascomycota; Eurotiomycetes; Chaetothyriales; Herpotrichiellaceae. The record is from RefSeq and is a predicted model, not a curated record. The transcript has 2 exons. Gene Ontology annotation, biological process: 'de novo' pyrimidine nucleobase biosynthetic process; pyrimidine nucleotide biosynthetic process.